This is a messenger RNA of Trypanosoma conorhini, 1464 nucleotides long. Its product is annotated as RET2, RNA editing complex MP57. The transcript has a single exon. Gene Ontology annotation, molecular function: nucleotidyltransferase activity. The record is from RefSeq and is a predicted model, not a curated record. Bases 1 to 1464 code for a protein of 487 amino acids. Lineage: Eukaryota; Euglenozoa; Kinetoplastea; Trypanosomatida; Trypanosomatidae. Gene Ontology annotation, biological process: RNA 3'-end processing.
AUGCGCUUCACACGCGGGUGUUACUUGCGGGUGUCCAGAGUGCGGCGUCAAGUGGCGGCGGGGCUAUCAACCACCACGAGGCUUAACCCGGCCCCCGAUCAUUACGUGGCAUGGGGCAAAGCCAUCCUAACCGAGAAUUACAGACGCGUGGGGCCGGAGCACAUGUUCCGCACCGCCAUUCGUGCCCAGCAGCAAUUGCAGGGCCUUGCCGAUAAGUGGACGCCUGACGCAAAGGUGUACUGCUGCGGCUCCAUGGUAACCUACGGACAGAUGGAGUGGGGGAGCGAUCUCGAUCUUGCCUGCAUGUUUGAUGACCCCUAUCCCUCGCACGAGGUCCAGGCAAAGCGAACCGACAAACUCUGGACGGUGAUAAAGCGCUACGUCCCACACUACCUGCGAAAUAACCUCCUUGGGCUCACAGAGGCGCGUACGCCUGUGGUGAAGCUCCGGUUUGCCAACGACGACAAGGUCGCCCGGGCGCGGUACACGCCACUGAGUGAGGAGGAAGAUCGUAAGGCCCGCACCGCGCUGCUUGAUGUGCGAAAUCAAUGCGUUGACGAGCGUGAGGUGGAGUACAUUGCUGAUAAAAUGGGGCGAGAGAAUGUCGAGGGGAUUUGGGUGGACCGCACUACGUACGGCUGUCGCAUUGCUAUUCAGUGCUCCUCAAAAGAGCAGAUGAUUGAGGCGAUUGGUUUUUUUCCUGACGGUAAAAUCAUGACGCGAGGCAUGCGUGAGGACUACACACGUGACGUGCUUGACCCGCGGUUUGUGCCAGAGAUGUUUAUGUACCGCUGGGACAUUUCCUUUGUGGGCUACGGCGUCAAAAACAGCUAUCUGAUUCGUCACUAUUUACAUAACGGCCCCAGUGCGACGCGGCAUGCGGCGAUGGCCGUGAAGGCGUGGGGCAAAGCCACAAACGUGGGCGCAGGCUCCGCCGCGAUGCUCACCUCCUACGCGGUGACCAUCAUGUUUUUGUAUUACCUGCUCGUGACGCGGCAAGUGCGGUGGGUUGAGCCGUGGUCGCUGCCGCACCCCGCGCAUCUUCCCCGCUACCCCGACUUCUCGCCUCUGCCGGAGUGCGACCCGACGGAGCUUGGGCGCCUGCUUCACGGCUUCUUCAUUUUCUACGCCCAUCACUUUGACUACGAGAGGGAGGUCGUCAGCCUCAACCGCAACCGGCGCAGUCAACGCUCCGACGUUGGGUGGAUUUUCCCGCAGAACAAGAAGGGCACGUUUAGUUACAACUUCUGCAUCGAGGACCCCUACGAGGAUGUGGGGACGGGUGGGCUCAACUUGGGUCGCCACCUCCACCCCGCAAAGUUUCAACUCGUAAAGCAGGAAUUCCUGCGAGCAGCGCAGUGCAUGGAACGCUUUUCCCCACUGACGGCGCCUGAGAAGUCUGUUCUCGGCGUUCGCCGCGCGGAGCUGCGCCACUUUGAUAAGGACAGAGACAGGGAUAGGUGA